Molecule: messenger RNA, 234 nt
Organism: Phytophthora nicotianae INRA-310
Lineage: Eukaryota; Oomycota; Peronosporomycetes; Peronosporales; Peronosporaceae
Exons: 1
Coding region: 1-234 (77 amino acids)
Source: RefSeq, a predicted model, not a curated record
AUGCUGGCCGAGGAGAAGGCCGAGGAGAAGGCCGAGGAGGAAAUCAUAUAUGGCACCGUGAACGUGCAAAUUAACGGAUCUCGUGAGAUACCACUAACAUUCAGCAUACCAGAGUUCCGCCGCGUUUUGGAGUUGCCCAACCCCAACCUUCUGGUAAGUGGGGUCAUUGCGUCGUUUUUUCCACCGCCUGAGCUAGACGAGGAUGUCGAAGACGUCGACCACAUGAGCGAAUAG